CUACCUGAUUGUCUUGACCACUUGAAGAUCAUGUCUUCCGAGAUUACAACAAAACCAACCACCGAGUCACAUGCUGAUGCAUUUGCUGAUGCUGAAGAGAUUGACGAGUCUGAACUCGCAUACCAGGAAGACUCGGACGACGACGAUUACGACGAUUAUCUUGACGAUGAACUAAAUGACACCGAUCUGUGGGACAGUGCUUCGGGAGAUUUCACUAAACAGUACAACCGUCUGCGCCAACAGGUAGCCCCAGUUGCUCGUGCUGGUCCCGCCGCACCCUCUUUCUCGGGAGCUUCAACUACUACUACUAUAACUACUACUACUACUACUACUACUGCAAUUGCUCCUGCUGCUAACAAAAAAACCAAGACUGCAACAAAUGCUUCUACUGCUAAAGAAGAUGUUGCUGCCAAGAAGCAGUUACUGGAAAGCCAGAUUGAGAGUCUCAGUAAAUUCACUAGCCGUAUCCAAGUCCGUGCCUAUGAACCCCCACGCAUGUCAUCUUCGGUAGCAAGUGAUAUUAAAUUGAGUAGCAAAAAGGCUAGUGGUGAAAGAAACACCCAAAAAGAUAAGUCUGAUCGUGCUACAGUCGAACAGGUGUUGGAUCCCCGUACACGUAUUAUUCUGUUCAAGAUGUUGAACAGAGGUGUGUUUUACGAAAUUAACGGUUGUAUCAGUACUGGUAAAGAGGCCAACGUCUAUCACGCUGCUACUGAAGAUGGACUACACAGAGCUAUCAAGGUCUACAAGACCUCGGUUUUGACUUUUAAGGAUCGCGAUCGUUACGUAACAGGCGAGUACCGUUUCCGUCAUGGUUACAGUAAAUCAAACCCUAGAAAGAUGGUUAAGGUGUGGGCUGAGAAGGAGAUGCGUAACUUGCGUCGUAUCAAGGCUGCCGGUAUUCCUUCCCCUGAAGCACUUGUUUUGCGUAUGCAUGUGUUAGUCAUGGAGUUCUUGGGUGAUAAAAAUGGAUGGGCUUAUCCAAGACUCAAGGAUGCUCAGAUCGAACAAUCCAAAUACGCUUCUCUCUAUUAUCAAUUGAUCAAGAAUGUUCGCACAAUGUACCAGGUGUGUCGCCUGGUCCACGCCGAUUUGAGUGAAUACAAUUUACUUUACCACAAGGGAUUGUUGUACAUUAUCGAUGUGUCCCAAUCUGUAGAACACGAUCAUCCUCAUGCCUCUGAAUUCUUAAGAAAGGAUCUUUCCAAUGUGACAGAUUACUUUUCUAAGCGUGGUGUGCGCGUAAUGGGUCUUAUGGAUCUAUUUUCAUUUGUAACAGAUCCAAGCUUCAGUAACGAAGAUGCAGUAGUAGAUGAUGUUUUGGAAAAGAUCCAAACCAAGAUGAACUCUGAACCUGAAAAGGAGCGAAACACACUUGAAGAAGAGAUUUUUAUGCGCUCCUAUAUUCCUCAGACAUUGGAGGAAGUUAUUGAUGUGGAAAGAGAUACCCUUUUGAUUGCCGAAGGUGAAGGCAAGGAUGUAAGUAUUAUACUUUACUUUAGAUUAUCUUGGCUUAGUAUCAAAAAGUCCAAGAAGGAUGUUGAAGAGAGUGAGGAUAAUGACGACGAUGAUAGUGAAGACGAUGAUAGCGAAGACGACAGUGAAGAUGAUAGUGAAGAUGAUGGUGGGAGAAAGAAGCCUUUGAGAGGCAAAAAGAACGAAGAUAAGGAUGAUAAAAAGGACCGUAAGAAGAAAGCCAAAGAAGAAGCAAGAGAGAAGCGAAAACACAAACUUCCAAAGGCAGAGAAAAAGCGUAAAAUUAAGAUCAGUCGCAAUAGAAAAAAGUAAAUAAUCCAACAUCUAUAACAUCUGUAACAACAACGACAACUACAAACAUCAUCACUCUCACCAACACCAUCAUCAGUAAUAAUAAUAACAACGCACCAAGAAUACCAUUCCACAAUAUUUUACAGUGUUAAUUUAUCUCAAGCUUCCAAAAGAUAGAACCGUUAUUUCAACCAUUUCUUUGCUCUUAUUUUCGAUUAUUAUUACAAAAGGAUAAACAUUAGACUGAGAAAAAUAGGUAGCAUUUAGAUGAUCUGAAGAACUCAAAUAGAUCCACAAUUCAAUUAAAAUUUCAAUCGUCUUUGGUUCAUAUUUGGAAAAUAAAUCAAGACAAUCUAUAUGUCUUUAUUGCGUCAAUAU
This is a messenger RNA of Phycomyces blakesleeanus NRRL 1555(-), 2145 nucleotides long. RefSeq lists its product as hypothetical. The record is from RefSeq and is a predicted model, not a curated record. Gene Ontology annotation, molecular function: ATP binding; protein serine/threonine kinase activity. The coding region runs from base 31 to 1788 and encodes 585 amino acids. Gene Ontology annotation, biological process: maturation of SSU-rRNA. Lineage: Eukaryota; Fungi; Mucoromycota; Mucoromycetes; Mucorales; Phycomycetaceae. Gene Ontology annotation, cellular component: preribosome, small subunit precursor; cytosol. The transcript is spliced from 8 exons.